Molecule: messenger RNA, 1962 nt
Organism: Aspergillus pseudoviridinutans
Lineage: Eukaryota; Fungi; Ascomycota; Eurotiomycetes; Eurotiales; Aspergillaceae
Product: putative Rho GTPase activator (Bem2)
Exons: 4
Coding region: 1-1962 (653 amino acids)
Biological process (GO): signal transduction; regulation of GTPase activity
Cellular component (GO): cytoplasm
Source: RefSeq, a predicted model, not a curated record
AUGCCUUCGAGACAGUCCGCCGUUCCCAAUCUAGAUCUAAGCUCCUUCACUCUACAGGCGAAUGCGAAGAACUCGUCUCCACUUACGCCCGGUGGCCAAAGCUCUGACAGAGCUAGUCCMCUCACACCCCGUUCUCCCAAAUCGUCGUCCAGCUCGCCGUUCUUCAAGGGAGCGACCAUCCGCCCUGUAACACAAGAGUCCAAUAGCAAGUCGAGCAGUCCUACUUUUCCACUCUCCUCUGCUCAAUCUGCGGAACCCACGACUCCUGGUUUCACAGCCAUUCCUCCAUAUCCUCCUUCACCAAGGGAUUCUCCCAAGCACAGUCGCGAACCGUCACGCUCUUUCUUUGCAAACCUCAAGGCGCCGAAAACAGCACACAGAGCCCAACGCUCAGACGGUUCGGGAAGUUCAAGUGACAAGCCCAAGAGCCGGGGCAGUUCCAGGGAUCGCAGAACACAGAUUGCGUCCAAAUCGUACGAGUCGACGCCAGAUCUUCCUGGUACAAUCGAGCGCGCAGCCCAACAGGAAAAUAACAGUGAUACGGUCGAAAGCAAGAACCCUCAACCGCUGGAGACCAAAAAGGUUGGCAACGAUCUUGAGACGGGAAAUCCUGCGAAGAAGAACAAGCCGCGCUUCGCCAAUAUCUUGUCGCGUUCUCGUUCCAUCAGGCUGGACGAUUCCGCGUUAAACAGAAUAGCCAAUCGGCGUCCGUCAGCGACUUUAAUGAAGCUUGAGGAAAGCAGCAAGCAGGAGGCGGAGAUGACCCCCAAGACAGCUACGUCCCGACAAGACCGCGGCUUCAAGGGAGCCGGGAAUGCUGCAGUGCGUACCUAUGCCGUCGAUCGCGCCGGAGAGCCAGGCAGUGGUCAGGUUCGAAAAGAAAGAAAUCAUGUCGGCUCAAUGGUGCCAUCCGCUUCACUAAGUCAGGUGUCAGGCGCCUCUGCUGCGCUGUUUAACAACCUCAAACAGUCUUCCAGUGGUGCUGCAGACAGACUUGGAAAGGCAGGAAAAGGAUUCUUUGGGAAGAUUACCAGGAGCGGCAGCACAAAUGAACGUGAAUUACUCAAUGAUGAUAACUAUGUCUGCUCUGUCAUCAACCUCCCUCUUAUCGAGCAGGCCAGACGGACACGCAUAGCAAAGAAGCUGGAAGACUGCCGAGACAAGACUGAAUUUUGGAUGCCUGCUUUGCCAUAUCGUUGCAUCGACUAUCUCAAUUACAAGGGCUGCGAGGAAGAAGGACUUUACCGCGUACCCGGUAGUGGUAAAGAAGUAAAGCAUUGGCAACGGCGGUUUGAUACAGAACUCGACAUCAAUCUUUUUGAUGAGCCAGAUCUUUAUGACAUCAAUAUAAUUGGAUCUAUGUUUAAGGCUUGGCUACGGGAGCUACCCGACGAACUUUUCCCGAAGGAAACCCAGGCCAUGAUCGCUGAAAAAUGCGAGGGCGCAACCACCGCGCCGCAGUUGCUGAAGGAUGAGCUUUCGAAACUGCCGCCCUACAACUACUACCUUCUCUUUGCAAUCACCUGCCACCUCAACCUCCUGCACUCGUAUGUCGAUCAGAACAAGAUGGAUUAUAGGAAUCUCUGCAUUUGUUUCCAGCCUUGCAUGAAGAUUGACGCCUUUUGCUUUCAUUUCCUCGUAUGCGACUGGAAGAAUUGCUGGCAGGGUUGCUGGACCGAGAAAGAGUAUCUGCAGAUUGAAAGGGAGAUGGACGAAAAGGAGAAGGCCGCAUCUUCAAAGUCUGGAGCUGUUGAUCACUCUUCUCUACCUUACUCGGAUGCUAACGAAAGAGCCAUAUCUUCUUCCGGCAGUAGUCAAGCAGCUGCUGAGGAUGAACCAACGUACCGUCCUGAGACGGCGAAGAACCGGAAACAGAAGCCMAAACAGAUUGAAACUACACACACAAGGAGCAUCUCCCAGCUUCCCGAGCUCGGGCCACCCUUGUCUCCGAUUCAGAUAUGA